This is a messenger RNA of Solea solea (common sole), 2147 nucleotides long. It is a transcript of the gene sass6, whose product is annotated as SAS-6 centriolar assembly protein. Gene Ontology annotation, biological process: centriole replication. Bases 161 to 1933 code for a protein of 590 amino acids. The transcript has 16 exons. Gene Ontology annotation, cellular component: centriole; centrosome. The record is from RefSeq and is a predicted model, not a curated record. Lineage: Eukaryota; Metazoa; Chordata; Actinopteri; Pleuronectiformes; Soleidae.
GUUGGCGGCUGAAAAGCGCCAAAUCAAAACUAGUGACAGAAAAAAAACAAAAACAGCUGCUGCUCCUUCUCGCACAUUUGUGCUUUAACGCGGCGCAGUUUUCUGCCUCAGUGACGCAUUAAAACAUUCAAAGAAGACGAAGAACAAGAAGUGAUUUAAGAUGGAGGAGCUUUUCAGUAAAGUGUUACAGGUGAACGUGAGGUGCAGAGAGUGCGAGGAAAGAAAAGCAAAUAUUCGUAUUAAGAUCGAGCUCCAGUUGACGACAAGUCCAGUUCACAAAAGGGAUCUUCUUGUGAGACUAUCGGAUGAUCUAGAUCCAUAUUUUCUCUUCAACCUCUCCAUAUCAGAAGAAGAUUUCCAAAGCCUAAAAGUCCAGCAGGGGCUGCUGGUCGACUUUGCUUCAUUUCCUCAGAAGUUCAUCGACCUGCUUAAUCUGUGUUAUUCUGAGCAAGAGUCAGUUAAUCCAAGGUUUCUGCUGCACUUGUCGUGUCCGUCUCCGGUGCUCGAAGGCCCUGCAAACUUCUGUGUCGUGGAGACAAACGCCUUCAAACACCUGAACCACUUGUCUUUACGGCUCGUCCAAGGCUCCGACAAGGAGAUUAAAGACUACCUGGCAGUUUGUCUCUCGUCUCUCAAGGUGGAGAAACAGAACCUGGAGGCGAAACUAAAGAAAACUGAAGAAGAUCUGUCCAGGCAGCUGAGCUACACUCAACAGACUCUGUCCGAGAAGACAAAGGAUUUGGACAAAUUGCGUUCAGAGUGGACGUGUCAGAGCAGUUCUCUGUCCACUCGUCAUUCACAGGAGCUACAGUUGGAGAGAGAGAAGGCUGUCGAGUUGCAGAGCAGGCUUCAGCAGCAGAACGAGCAGCUCCGUCAGGACCUGGAGAAUUCUCAUCAGAAGAGCAGCCAACAGCUACACAGCAGGGUGACCGAGCUGGAGGCCUCCUGCCGAGAGCUGACAGAGAGGAAAUACAAGAACGAGUCCUCCAUCAGAGACCUGAAGAUUAAACUGGUGGGAGCAGAGGAGGAGAGUCAGCGCCUGAAGCAGCAGGUGUUGUCUCUGAGGAGGGAGAACAGCACUCUGGACACGGAGGUCCAUGAGAAGGAGCGCCUGGUGAACCAGCUGCAGAUGAGAGUGGCUGUUCUCGAGCAGGAGUGCAAAGACAAGGAUCAGCUGAUGCGUCGCACAAAGGAGGUGCUGGAGGCCACUCAGCAGCAGAAGGAAUCUGUGGAAGAAAACGCUGGAAGUAGAGAACUUCAGAAUCGAAAACUUGAAACGACGGUGAAAUCACUGUCGGAGGAGCUAAUCAAGGCUAACGGUAUCAUCAAGAAGCUGCAGGGCGAAGUCAGAGGCCUCGUAGGAAAGAUAAAAGUCAAAAACACUGUGACUGUGUCGCAGGAGAAGGUUCUACAGGAAACGUCAGAGAAACUCAAGACUGCAGAGAAGGAGCUGCAGAGCGCUCAGCAACAGAACGUCACCAAAGACGAGCAGGUUUCAAAAUUGAAGGAGCAGCUGGAUGUGACCGUCCAGAAGCUGAAUGAAAGCAAAGAAGUGUUGAAAACUAAUGAGAACGUUAUCACCUGGCUCAACAAGCAGCUCAAUGAAAAGCAGCUGUUCAGAAAUCCACAGACUCCGGACGCGUUACACAAACCUCCAGUUUUAUCGUCAACAGCCACACUGAGGGCCCAGUUUUAUCCUCAGUCAGGUAAACCAGCUGUCUCUCCUGUGGUGACCGCAGAUGUUACUCCUGCUGAACAGAAAGUGGCUCAGUCGGCCUUCAGACACACUGGUGACGGCACGAGUCUGGAUCCUAAGUACUUUGAGAGGAGAGACGACAGCAUCCCGAUCUACAGCCUGCCGUCGAACCUGCUUCACAAAGAGUUCCCUCAGAGAACAAAGCCCGCUGCACCUUCCGCUUACUUCUCCGCAUGACCCGACCUCUCUUUGGCUUUAGCUCCCUCCACAGAAAUUACCACCGCUGUGCUGUUUUAAUUUAUGCCCUUAUGGUCUGUCUUCUCAUGUGUGGGUAAAGUAAAUGCUGUUGCAUGUGGAUAUGGAGAAUGUAUUAAUGUAUUUAACUGUCUUCUGUCUGCCAUCUCUUUAGAGUUUUUAUUCUUUUUCGUUGUAUAAUAAAGUGUAAAACAGA